Messenger RNA from Dendronephthya gigantea, 1619 nucleotides. Its product is annotated as cholinesterase-like. The annotation marks the transcript as partial. Gene Ontology annotation, cellular component: plasma membrane. The transcript has 7 exons. Gene Ontology annotation, molecular function: acetylcholinesterase activity. Gene Ontology annotation, biological process: acetylcholine catabolic process; choline metabolic process. The record is from RefSeq and is a predicted model, not a curated record. NCBI's taxonomy places the organism in Eukaryota, Metazoa, Cnidaria, Anthozoa, Malacalcyonacea, Nephtheidae.
CAUUUGUGGCAAUGCCCAAGGCGACCAUAAUUUACAGCCGACGUAUAGAAGUUUACUGCAGUAAAUUACUGACUUAUAGUGCUGAUUAUUCUACAGCGAGGUUGCUGGUGUAACUAAACAGCUGAUUUUUUCAGAAAAGAGAUGAAUGCUAAGAGUAAAAUGCACGGUAUUGCAUUGGCGCAAGUUAUUGUCGUGGUGCUGUUAGAAUGUGUUGCUGCAGUAGAAGAUGAGUCAGUCGUUGUUGAGAUUCUGGCUGGAAAAGUUGGCGGGAAGAUUGAAGAAACAAGAUUGGAUGGUCUGUAUGUCCAAAAAUUCCUCAAUAUCUAUUACGCAGAAGCUCCAGUAGGGAAGUUAAGAUUCGUGAAGCCUCAACCUAAAAAGCCAUGGAACGGACUGUUGGAAAAGCCCGAGGAUAAGCCGAUAUCGUGCCCGCAAGGUGUUAAAGUUCCUUACAUAAUGUCUGAAGAUUGCCUCGUUCUGAAUGUCUGGACACCACACCCAAGACCAAAAUCUGCUACGGUUAUGAUAUAUGUUCAUGGAGGUGGAUAUACGCGAGGUACAUCAGGAAGCUUUCAUGGACAUUCAUUUGUCGCAGCUGCGGGUGGUGACGUCAUUCUUGUUACAAUAAAUUAUCGAUUAUUUGAUCUUGGAUUCUUGGUGACUCGUGAUGAGAGUGUCAGAGGGAAUUUUGCAUUGUUUGAUCAGAGGUUGGCUUUUAAAUGGGUUCAUGAGAACAUUGAGCGAUUUGGUGGUGAUCCUGAUAAGGUGACGAUAUUCGGAGAAAGCGCGGGAGCUGGAUCCACUUCCUCUCAUUUCUUUUCCGAAGAUAGUUGGCCAUACUUCCAACGAAGUAUUUUACAAAGUGGAAGCAUCACUUUUCCCAUGGGAGUAGUCGAUAUGAAUUACGCGAAGAACAUGUCAGAAGAAUUUCUUGGCCAAGUAGGAUGUAAGAACGAUGAAAAGGUUUUGGAAUGUCUUCAGAAUCUUAGCACUGAGGAAAUUAUGGAACAUUAUCGCACUACAGAAUACUCCAUGACUAAAGAUUUCAUGUUGCCUGUCCUUGAUGGUGAUUUCUUUAAAAAACUGCCGGCCAAAAUGCUUGAAGAAGGACAGCACAAACAUGUAGACUUGAUGAUUGGCGUAUGUGAACACGAAGCAUUCCUUUGGCAUUUUAGUAAUCUCCAAAAUAACCAAACAACCGAGUUUUACAUUAACUAUUUUAAACAAAAUCUUCAAUUUGAAUUAAAAGAUUUCUCUGGUGAUGUACACAAGAAGGCUUUAGAGCUCUACGAACCAAAAUGCUAUCCAAAUUACGUUGAAGCACUCAGGCCAACGAUUGACUUUCAAACAGACAAGUACUGGAGUUGCGAGACAACCAAACUUGCAAAAACGUGGUCCGAUCAGUCGAUUGGUAAAAAUGUUUAUGUUUUCCGAUUUUCCUAUGCACCACCUCUGGAUAUAUUGGUGUACUAUCCUCAAGGCACUUUUGGUUUUGCUGCACAUGCUUCAGAUCUCAUGGGGACGUUUGGUAUGCCUAUUAACCAUCGACUUUUCCCAGAAGAAGACAGGGUUAUGUCAUCGCGAAUGGUUACCUAUUGGACAAACUUUGCCAAAAAUGG